UUACAAAGCGACAACGAGGCUCAACAAUCAAAAACGGCUGCCAUUUUAUUUUAGAGAUUUUAGAAAUAGUUGAUUUCUAUCGGUGACCAUCUUUGCUUUUUUGGUAGCUAUACUGUUGUUGUGGCUUGUCUUUCUGUAAACGUAAAGACAAAGAAUAUUUGAGACUAGUGUAUUUAUAUAUUUAUUAAGUAUUGGAGAAUAUUUUAGUUCAGAACUUCACAAGCCAUCGACCUUUUAGGUUUUAAAGAUGGCUUGCGGUGCAACUCUGAAACGAAGUCUAGAAUUUGAUCCCCUUCACAGCCCGAGUCAAAGUACUCCAAUAAAACGAAGAAGAUGUAUGCCAAUGACACUUUCACCGUCGACUCCGCCGACCAAAUCGCACCAACCAAAUCCAUUUGCAGAUGUCGUUCCAAAUCUUUCCAAAGAGCGUAUUGCAGCAAGCAUUAGCUUGGAGAUUAAGAAAAUGCAAAGGAGACGACAGCUGCAGUAUCCAACUAGUAGCAGUCCGCCACCAUCUUCGAUGGACAUGCCGUGUAACACAGACAGUCUGGCUCAAUGCUCGGCUACCUCAUUCUUGAAUUCUCUCUCCCCCAGCAAAAAAGAUGUACCACUGUUCACAUUUAGACAAGUGAACAUGAUAUGUGAACGCCUCGUGAAGGAGAGAGAAGAGGAGAUAUGUGGGGAAUACAACACAGUACUUACAAAUAAAAUUGCAGAACAAUAUGAAGCGUUUUUAAAAUUCAAUCAUGACCAGCUACACAAGAGGUUUGGAAAUGCUCCUAUGAGUUAUGUAUCGUAAAGUUCACAGAUAACAUGGAUGACAAUUACAAGCUAUCUGUGGUUUCAUAUUGCUGGAAAGGUUGUCCGUGCAUUUCUGUUUUUUCUGUAAACAAUUUGGAUUCUUUGUUGUCAGGCCUGGAACAUGCUUGACUGUUUGUGGAUUAUUUAUAAAGACUUGUUGGUACUUGUUAAACUUUCUGUGGAUGGGUUAAUUAAUAUUACAGUUGAUCAGUGCUGGCAUUAUUAUUAUUAAACAUUUCAUACAAAUUUUGAUCAAACAGUUUUGUGCUCCACCAGUUUGAAUUCUGCAGACGUGUGUGUUUUCAGAACACACUAGGCCAGUGUUGGUUGUAUGGGUAAUUGAUGAUCGAUGAACGUGUUAAGUGACAUUAUCCCGACAGUUUAUAGGGAAAUUUGUGCAGAACAUUUGCUGAUGUAAUGAGUGAAAUUGUUAUUGUCUUGGACCUCUGCUGAACUAGUGUAAAUUGUGUGCGCGUGUGAAUUUGUGAAUGUAUGCUUGGUGUCUGAUGGGCAAUACUGUGUGGCUGAAGAUGACGUCUUAAGCAUAGUCUGUCUGAUAAAUGUAAUGUAGUUUUUACUCCUUUUACUUGUAAAUCUCUUCCUGUAGUUUGUUAGUGGGCACCCAUAGUGUAAAUAAUGACUAGAUGUUUGCUAAUAAAGGUUGUAUCUCA
This is a messenger RNA of Gigantopelta aegis, 1472 nucleotides long. RefSeq names its product akirin-2-like. Lineage: Eukaryota; Metazoa; Mollusca; Gastropoda; Neomphalida; Peltospiridae. Gene Ontology annotation, molecular function: transcription coregulator activity. The coding region runs from base 248 to 799 and encodes 183 amino acids. Gene Ontology annotation, cellular component: nucleus; chromatin. The transcript is spliced from 4 exons. Gene Ontology annotation, biological process: positive regulation of transcription by RNA polymerase II; positive regulation of innate immune response. The record is from RefSeq and is a predicted model, not a curated record.